CGGACGCGGCCCUGUUUCCCUGGCGACGGUUUCCCAGCUUCGCGCCGCCCCCGCAGCCGUAGCCGCGCCCGACCGCCAUCCCUCACAAGACACACUCCGGGUGAAGAAGCCAUGGCCACGUCGACAGGCGUGACCUUCUCCAUGGGCACAUCCUUCUCUGUGCCCGACGGCUUGCCUGACACUGAGAAGACGGCAGGGGAGGCGGAGAACACGUAUAUCCUGCGGCCCAUCUUCCAGCAAAGGUUCAGACCUUCUGUGGUUAAAGACUGUAUCCAUGCUGUGCUCAAGGAGGAACUGGCAAACGCCGAAUAUUCUCCGGAAGAAAUGCCUCAGCUUACAAAACAUUUGUCAGAGCACAUUAAAGAUAAAUUAAAAGAAAUGGGGUUUGACCGAUAUAAAAUGGUGGUGCAAGUAGUGAUUGGAGAACAAAGAGGUGAAGGAGUAUUCAUGGCUGCUCGAUGUUUCUGGGAUGCUGACACUGACAACUACACUUAUGAUGUUUUCAUGAAUGACAGUUUAUUCUGUGUUGUGGCUGCAUUUGGCUGUUUCUACUAUUGAAUCUUUGACAUGCUGGGAAAAGAGAUGACCAUGAAGAAAUGUAUUGUUAAGUAUUUUCACAAAAUAAAGAUAAGUUGGCAAUUUGA
Tupaia belangeri chinensis (Chinese tree shrew) is the source of this 644-nucleotide messenger RNA. It is a transcript of the gene DYNLT2B, whose product is annotated as dynein light chain Tctex-type 2B. The transcript has 5 exons. Bases 112 to 558 code for a protein of 148 amino acids. NCBI's taxonomy places the organism in Eukaryota, Metazoa, Chordata, Mammalia, Scandentia, Tupaiidae. Gene Ontology annotation, biological process: microtubule-based movement. The record is from RefSeq and is a predicted model, not a curated record. Gene Ontology annotation, molecular function: dynein intermediate chain binding. Gene Ontology annotation, cellular component: cytoplasm; cytoplasmic dynein complex.